This is a messenger RNA of Ixodes scapularis (black-legged tick), 995 nucleotides long. Its product is annotated as serine/threonine-protein phosphatase T. Gene Ontology annotation, molecular function: Hsp90 protein binding. The record is from RefSeq and is a predicted model, not a curated record. The transcript is spliced from 8 exons. Bases 84 to 779 code for a protein of 231 amino acids. NCBI's taxonomy places the organism in Eukaryota, Metazoa, Arthropoda, Arachnida, Ixodida, Ixodidae.
AAAUCCAAUCGGAGACAUUUGCGGAUCACGGUUCAAAUCCGCAUCAGCCCAUCAGCUCUCGAACGAAAGCAAGAUCGGGAACUAUGAAGGCAGCCAAUAAUUCGGAAGAGCUGCGUGAGAAGGGCAACCAGUGCCUGAAGGAGGGCAAGCAUGCAGAGGCGAUCCUGCACUACACGCACGCCCUGGCCACGGACCGGGACAACUCGCUGCUCUACGGCAACAGGUGCCUGGCCUUCCUCAAGAUGGACCAGUUCUACCUGGCCUACGAGGAUGCCCGGCAGGCCAUCCGCCUCAGCCCCAAUUGGCCCAAGGGUUACUACCGGAAGGCAGAAGUGGAGUUCCGUGCGGAGCACUACAAGGAGGCCAUGGAGUCUUUCAGGAAAGCGCUGCAGCUGAGUGGCGACGACCCCAAAGUCCUUGACCAGCUGCGCAAGUCGAGGCGGGAGUUCGAGAAGCAGACCAAGGUGGACAGCCAGAUCCCCUGGAUGGGAGCUGCCACGGGAUUUGUGCUGGGCGUGCUCAUCGUCGUCUUUGAUGUGGGCAUCAGGAAGGAGCCCUACCUGCUGAAUCCCAUCUGGAUGACUGCGGUCGUGAUGACAGCGGCACUCAUCUGCUUCUUCAUUGCCAGGUUCCACAGGAACAGCCUUCAGGGCCAGCGUAAGAGCUUGCUGGAGCCUCCGGUCGAUCUUUUUGGAGAAGGAGAUUACCAGCAGGAAUCUGAGCAGGCGGCUGCUGGUGAUGGUCAGGACCGGAAGGAACCCAAGCUGAAGAAAAGGUGAUGCGUCGGAGCGUCUGGGGUCGGGAACGGUGGGGAUGCUGUGGUUGUCGUUUGGUGGGUGCCAUGCUCCGUGCAGGUGCGCGGUGUGGGCACGCGAUUACAUUCCUAGUCAUUGGACACUCUCAUUUGUAGCCUCUGUCGAGGUGCACGGUGGACCAGUUGCAACUCACUUGUAGCCAAGAGCCCAGAAGGGGACCAUUAAACACUUUCGUACGCA